AUGGUUUCAAAUUCAUCAAAAAUCAUCAUUAGUUGUAUUAUUCGAAUUCUUCAACUUACUUUUGCUGCAGCGCAGUUUGGUCUUGGGCUUGACGUAGUAAUAUAUCUUGGGUACGCAAAGAAAGAAAGUACUUAUAAUUUCGUAAUUGGUAUUGUCACAAUAGUUUAUUUGAUAUCUAUUUUCAUUUUAAGUUUCACUAAAAAAGUUCGUAUACUUGGUAUAAUUAUAGCAGAAUCUAUAAUUUGGUCAUCUAAUGUUGCUGGAUUUGCAUUGAUUGCAAGUCUGCCAAUGAAAAAUUGUUCAGGUUAUGAUAUAGCUUACCCGGGUUAUUAUGAUAUUUGCCAAAAAUAUCAAGCUAUUUUACCAAUGGGUGUAUUGAAUGCCGUUUUAUUUGCAACAAAUUUAGUUAUUUUGCAUAUUUAUGCUGAAAGAAAUUGUAAAAAAGGUAUUCCAACCACUAAGUCAGCCAAUUAUUUAACUGGAAUCAUUUUUCCAAAUGAUGAAGACAUCAUUCGUGAUAAACAUUUUGAAGAUGAGGAAUCAAGAGUUUGUGGUUCACGUCAAAAACAACAUGACAACAAAACUAAGAUUUCAGAGAGCUCAAAUAGAGAAAAUAAGUUUCAUGAGAAGUACCUGAGCUCUUCAACUUUGUAA
Molecule: messenger RNA, 654 nt
Organism: Lodderomyces pseudojiufengensis
Lineage: Eukaryota; Fungi; Ascomycota; Pichiomycetes; Serinales; Debaryomycetaceae
Exons: 1
Coding region: 1-654 (217 amino acids)
Source: RefSeq, a predicted model, not a curated record